GGCAUUUUAUCAGAGGCAUUGUGUCAUUUUUUGGGAUUAGCAGUGGCAUUAACAAUGAUUUGGCUUCACUGCACAGUAUUAUAUUUGUUACCUCAGUUUUAGCAGCAUCAUUUGUAGAAUACUGUGUGUGAAAGAGUUUUAUUCAUCAUGAAGGAUAUUUCUGCAGAAAAUAUUUCUUUCACAGACUUUAAACUGAUUGGUUUCUACAGCUUAGGAGAAUGGAGGCCUUUUUUAUUUAUCCCUUUCUUCCUGAUGUUUUUAUUGUCUAUCACAGCAAAUUCUAUUCUCAUAUAUUUAAUAAAAUCACAAAAGUCUUUGCAUUCUCCUAUGUAUGUACUAAUAGGUGUUAUGGCAGUGUUAGACUUGAUCUUGCCAGUAUUUUUUGUACCUAACAUGCUUCUUAGCUUUUUAUUUAAUUGGAGUGGGAUAUCUCUGACUGGUUGUUUGAUACAAAUGUUUGGUAUUCAUUUUGUUGGAACAUUACAGUCAACUUUGCUUUUGUGGAUGGCACUGGAUCGUUACUUUGCAAUUUGCAAACCUCUUUAUUAUCAUAAAUACAUGGAAAUUAGUAAUUUUUUAAAAUUUGUUUUUCUUCCCUUAAUCAGAAAUGGAUUCCUGAUUGUCAUCAUGGUCUCUCUAGCAGGAAAACUGUCUUUCUGUAGAAAUACUAUUGAUCACUGUUUAUGUGAGCACAUGGCAUUAGUUCAGUUAGCAUGUGAAGAUAUAUCUGUUAAUAAUAUUGUAGGACUUGUGUCUGCUUUUCUGAUCCCAACUGCAGACUUUAUUCUCAUUACUGUUUCUUAUGUUGUGAUUUUCACCUCUGUGUUUAGAUCUGGUAAGGCUCAUUUGAAGGCCAUUAAUACCUGCAUUACUCACAUCAUUGUUAUGACACUUAGUUUGACUUCUGCCUUGAUUGCAUUUUUGUCAUACAGAAUAAGAAAUAAUGUUUCUCCCAGCAACCGUAUAUUUAUGAGCAUCAUAUACAUUCUGUUUCCAAGUUGUUUUAACCCAAUAAUCUAUGGAUGGAGAACAAAAGAAAUAAGGCAAACAUUUCAAAAGUUUAUAAAGAAUGGAAUGGUUUUGCCUUUUUUAAAUAAGUGAAUUGCUAUUAUAAAUGAAUGGAUAUUACAAAUUGAAAAUAAGCUAUCGUAACAUACAUAAAGCAUAUAUGCAAAGCAUAUCCAUUUAGGCUUUGUUAACCUAUACUAUUAUCAAUGUAUUGUCAUUUUGUAAAACCUUCUAAAAGUGUGAACUUUAGCAACAAGUGGCAAAAAGGCCAUACUCUUACCAAAAACAUUUUUUUUUUUUUUUUUUUCAUAAUUAUAGACAAACACAAUAUGACUACACACAAACAGUUUUCAUAAUGUUAUUCAAGACAUUAAGUGAUCAUUGACAGGGCAGGAAAAUUAACUGAACUUCUGUGUUCUGAAUUUUCUCUCUGUGGACAGUUAAGACUUUAAAAAUAGCACUGUUCAUCAAUAACAAAUGUGAAGCAUGGUGGAAGGAGCAUCGUGGUUUAGGGCUUGCUUAGCUGCCUCAGGAUGUGGACACUUUGCAGUGAUUGAAGAGACAAUGGAUUCAAAAGUGGAUCAAGACAGGAGAAGGAGACUCUCACUUCUCACAUUUCAUGACAUGAAGCUUCAGAGAUGUUGGGUGAUGCCAUAAGUCACAAGUAAAUCCCCAAGCACACAAGUAAAUCAAU
This is a messenger RNA of Megalobrama amblycephala (Wuchang bream), 1702 nucleotides long. RefSeq names its product olfactory receptor 52K1-like. The transcript has a single exon. Gene Ontology annotation, cellular component: membrane. Gene Ontology annotation, biological process: G protein-coupled receptor signaling pathway. The record is from RefSeq and is a predicted model, not a curated record. Gene Ontology annotation, molecular function: olfactory receptor activity; G protein-coupled receptor activity. Bases 148 to 1101 code for a protein of 317 amino acids. Lineage: Eukaryota; Metazoa; Chordata; Actinopteri; Cypriniformes; Xenocyprididae.